GCGAAGUAGAAUCAUGUUACAAACAUCUUAGUUUAGUAAUUUUCUGUCUUUUGCUUGGUUUCACGAGAACAAAACAUAAGCUCUGUAUGGAACAGAGGAUUAUAGGUGCGUUUUCAGGCAUGUUUGAUAAAUGUCGGCAUAGGCAAGCUUUUUAAACCAGUUCAGCAAGCACAAUAUUGAACCUUUUACUUGAACAUAUUAAUAAAUAAAUAAAACAUUAAAUACUAAAUAUGGCUACAAGAGUAGCCGACGUUACUUUUCCUUUGUGUAUUUUUAUUUGUAUUUUAACAGGCGGCUUCAGUGCUACCUUUUAAAUCGUGACCCCAACAACAUGUCAAGAAACACUUACUAGCCUACAUAAAAAUGUCCACUUAUAAUUUAAUUGCAACCAGUAGUGCAUGUGGAAAUAAACAGAUUUCGAUGGGUCUUAAAUUCUACACAUCUAUUUUAGUGGUCUAAAGAAUCCGAGGGCGGAGCAAAGAAGCGCUCCAGAAACCCCAUUGGCAGCGCGUUUGGAAAGGGAACUGAGGGAACUGAUGCACACAUGACAUUUUCUGACACUUUGCCUGUUGAUUGAGUCAGAAGACGUUUUCCUUUCAUUAAAUCGCACUUAACUUGAAAGACAAUUACACUGUGGACUAAUUCAUCGCCAUGAAAGAGCAACAGUCUCCCAGAUAGAAGCACAACACUUCAGGCCAUCCUAAUUUGACGAGCAAUUUACGUAAAUGUUUUAAAUGGCGAAUAACCGCACCUCAUUUUCCAUUCAUAACAUCUUAAACCGUGAUUCCGAGAAGAAUAUUCGUAUUGACGAGGAAUACGCUGAUGAACAGGCAAUAGGGGACACAGAGGCACAGGAUUGUUCCAGUUCAUCUGUAUCGGUCGGUAAGAAUGAAGCAGAGAGCGCAGAAAGGCGCAUCUCUCCCUGUGUGCUUGUGUUGGACUCAUUCUCCGAUCAGAAUUCAUGCGAGGAAGAAUCAACGGGGGAAGACACUUCACAACCAGAAAUACGACAUGAUAUUGACCGAGGGAAGGCACAGAGCUGUAAUUUCGGAGAUAACAACCCCAAAUCGAGCAAGAAAAGGUCUCGGGCGGCGUUCUCACAUGCGCAGGUGUAUGAGCUGGAGCGGCGCUUUAACCUGCAGCGGUACCUGUCCGGCCCAGAGCGCGCAGACCUCGCAGGAGCGCUCAAACUGACGGAGACACAGGUGAAGAUUUGGUUCCAGAACAGGAGAUACAAAACCAAACGGCGACAAAUGGCGACCGAGCUUACGACAACUCCCACAGCAACCCUGGCGAAGAGAGUGGCAGUGAAAGUACUGGUGAAAAACGACCAGAGGCAAUACAACGCCGAGGAUCUACCUAGUCCGUUCGUUCCUCCCGUAUACCAGUCUUUCCCUUACUACCCUUACAUGUGCUUCCAGCCAUGGAUCUCUGGGAACACUUUAAGUGGUGGCUUGUACUGAUUUACUGGGGGUUACGGCACAAUGUGGGAAGUGACUAUUGAGUUUUGUUAAACACAAACAAUCAUCAGCCAGUCAAAGUGCACUUAUGCAGAAGAGAAAACACAAAUCAUUUUGUUUCAGCAGGGUUGUAAAUACCAAACAUAUCUAAUAAACUGUAGAAUGGCCUAAGAAACCAAAAGGACAACCAAACUGGGAUGUGACAAUACUGAUGUUCACUAUUAAUACUUUUAUACCGAUGAAUAAGCCAAAGCAGAGACAAUUCACUCUAUAGAAAUUUUGUCAGGUUUGUAGUAUAACCUAAAACUGUUAAUGUUGCACAAAAUAUUAGGACAAAAUACUUAAAUAUUUAAAAAUCUAUGGAUGUCAUUGCACUAUAGGUGACAAACUGUUCAACCAAAAAGUGGCAUCUGCACACAAAUAAGGCUAAACAUUUUCAGAACGAAAUUUUUAAUAGCCAUUUUUCAAUUUAUUUUUAACUAACUGGUCAUGCAGGUGCCUAAAUAAUCUUUGCUUUGUGAAAUGUUUUGCUUGAAAAGUGCUUGCCUUUCUUUAAAAUAAAUGCCACAUGGUUUGACAUUUUGUUCUAUAAUGCAAAGACAUUCAUACAUUAAGUGUCCAAAUACUUUAUGAGGCCACAGUAGCCUGGUUUGAUAUGUACAGAGUGUAUUUAGUUUUUGGAGUUUUUCCUUUGUUAGCCUUUGGUGAAUAAAGUUCAUCUUUAUUUCCAUCACCGUUGGAAGUUUAAAAGUAAUCUUCCAUAUGCUGUAAUACAGUCUUACAUGUCUUAAUAUGUGUCAAGCAGACUUUUAAUGUAAUAGCUGAAUUAAAUUUGUUCUCAAAGUCACUGACAACUGUGAAAGAAUACAGGUUUAUAUUAAAGAUAUAACACGUUUUAAAACAAAGUAGGAAUAAUGUGGCAUGUCGGAGAAAAUCUAACUGCAAGAGUAUAAGGCUUAAAGGGGGUUUGUCAACAUGAUGUGCUGAGAUUAUGACUUUAGGGCAAUAAUGUAAGAGGAAACAAUGAACUGGUUUGACAGGCAACACAGAAUGCCAACAUACAGAAAUAAACUUCAAUAAUCCACAAGAAAAGUGUAAAUCUUUGUUUUUGUUUGUUUUUAGACAAAUCAAGACAAUUUAUGAUAAAUAGACAAACAAAAAGAAUUUACUGGAGUCAUAUUGACUGACUGCUUGAAUAGGUUUUAAAUAAAGUGUUUAAUUAACAAAAGAAAACUAGUUAUAGAAAGGCAGUCAAUCUGGGAUUACAGUUUUAUAGUCAGUAUCAAAUGAGUGAAUUAUUUUCAAUCUGCCCUCUCUAUGACCUCUCUUACAAGACUGUGUCUAGUCGAAGUUGUUCAUUUUCAUGAGAAACAACAUUGUCAAGUUGUCUGUUUUGAAUAGUCUUGACUCCUGUGUUUAAGAAGGACAUUAUCACUGUAAAACCAAAAAGGCAAGAAAGAAAAGAAAAAAGAAAAAGACCAGAAAACAAUCCAUUGUGUGUAGAACUAUUCCAGAAUAUAUAAAAAUCUCCUCAAUCUGCUGAUCAAUUUUUUUGUACAGUAACUAGUUGAUAAUGCAUAUUUGAAUAACUCUGUUAAUUAAGUUGUUAAUUUAUCUAUGUUCAUUUGUCUGUUCAUUAACUGCAAUGAAUAUCCGCAAAGUUUCUGGUACUGUUGUUUAUCUAAACGUUGAACUGACUGUUGUUCCACGUGACAGAAAGGCUGUGCUGCAUUUCACACUCCAUGAGACGGCUGUUUAUCGCAAUAAAAAAAUAUUGUGGCAGAGAAAUAUAGUUCUAUUUCAAGCAUCUCAGCAUAAAGCAGUUCACAUAAGUUUAAGCAGCCCUUUCGUGAUAUCUGCAUGAUUCAGAUACUGUCAAUAGACCAUAUCUGUGUUGCACAACAGAGUCUGGCUAAAGCCCAGGGCACAUUAAUCAUAUGUGCUUGAGGAGACAACACCCUCAUAAAAGCAAGAGAAAGAAGGGUCAAAAUCACCAAAAUACAGCAUCCAUCUGCAAUCACACCCAUCUCAAACCUGCAUCCACAGUCGUUAAAUUUUAAACAUAGUCAAUCCAGAUUCAAUGGAUGAAAUCUUAGUAACUCAUAGUGUAUCUUUGUUCAUUGUGUGAGUGCCAUCAGUACAUUUAAGGGAUUUGAGUGUCACUUAAAUUCUACACAUCUAUUUUAGUGGUCUAAAGAAUCUGAGGGUGGAGCAAAUAAGCGCUCCAGUAACCCCAUUGGCAGUGCAUUUGAUAUUCACUUAAAAUUCACCACUAAGGUGAUAGUUUUCAGAGAAGAUGAGCUGUUCAUUGUACAACACCCUUGGUAACACAAAUAUAUUGACUUGUCCUUCGUUUAUAUAUAAAAAAAAUAAAUAAAUAAAAAUAAAAAAUCAGUUACAUUAAAACACUUUCAAUGGAAGUGAAAUGGGUCUGUCCAUAAACAUUAAAAUACACAUUGUUUCAAAAGUAUAGACACAAGAUGUGUAUAGUGUGAUAAAAUCUCUGCUCUACAUGAUUUUAGUGUGUUGUAAAAACGGUUACAUUGUUACGGCAUUGCAUUGACAUGGCAAUGAAGUGCUGUUGAUUGAACCAGGUUCAUUUUGUGAACAUACUGAGCACUUUAUUAGGAACAUUAUGGACCUAAUAAAGGUUCAACGUGUUUCUGAAAUUCUGAGAUGCUAUUCUGCUCACUACAAUUGUACAGAGUGGUUAUCUGAGUUACCAUAGCUUUUCUGUCAGUAGCGUUUCCAUCCGCAGAACUGCCGAUCACUGGAUAUUUUUGGCACCAUUCUGAGUAGUCUCUAGAGACUGUUGUGCGUGAAAAUCCCAGGAGAUCAGCAGAUACAGAAAUACACAAACCAGCCAGUCUGGCACCAACAAUCAUGCCACGGUCGAAAUCACUGAGAUCACAUUUUUCCCCAUUCUGAUGUUUGAUGUGAAAAUUAAUUGAAGCUCCUGACCCGUAUAUGCAUGAUUUUAUGCAUUGCACUGCUGCCACACGAUUGGCUGUUUAGAUAAUCUCAUGAAUACUGUAACAGGUGUACAGGAGUUCCUUCUAAAGUGCUCAGUGAGUGUAUGAUUUUAGUGAAGUGAGAUAU
This is a messenger RNA of Myxocyprinus asiaticus (Chinese sucker), 4559 nucleotides long. Its product is annotated as homeobox protein zampogna-like. Gene Ontology annotation, cellular component: nucleus. The transcript is spliced from 2 exons. Gene Ontology annotation, biological process: regulation of transcription by RNA polymerase II; cell differentiation. Gene Ontology annotation, molecular function: DNA-binding transcription factor activity, RNA polymerase II-specific; RNA polymerase II cis-regulatory region sequence-specific DNA binding. Lineage: Eukaryota; Metazoa; Chordata; Actinopteri; Cypriniformes; Catostomidae. The record is from RefSeq and is a predicted model, not a curated record. Bases 735 to 1463 code for a protein of 242 amino acids.